Messenger RNA from Cyclocybe aegerita, 1446 nucleotides. The record is from the annotation of a GenBank genome assembly. Lineage: Eukaryota; Fungi; Basidiomycota; Agaricomycetes; Agaricales; Hemipholiotaceae.
AUGCUGUGCCUCGCACUGUCCUGCAGAUCAUUUUAUGACGCAUUUCAGUCGCCCACUCUCCAAUAUAUGUAUCAGCUACGCUUGAACUACUUACAGGACACCGGAAGUGGGGAACCACCCGACCAAUUGUGUGCACGGGUGCGACAUCAGCGAAUGGCUUGGGAAUUGCUGGAGUGGACGCCCGCUGAGUUUGUAAAGAUCCCAGGAGAAUUGACUGCAUACGAACUGCUCUCUGGGGUAUUUGUGGGAACCGAUGGAACACGUUUAUCCGUGUGUUGGCUUCCAUCAGCGACGCAAGAGACCCGUACAGUCUGCUUCGAAUCAGUGGGCUUCCCCGUCCGCGAUCUCGCCAUCGACCCAAAUCAAGAUUUAGUCGUCCUGCUGGAGGAGAUCGAGCUUCCCAGUGGCAGCCGACGAGUGACGAUCCACCCACGCUCCAUUUCGGUGAAUGCAGCACACCCUCACUCGAGGCCUAGUCCACUCUAUUUCGACAUUUCACCACAUCCGGAGCAUGGCAAUGGCUUAUUGAAACCAGAACUCCAGCUUGCGGAUGAUGUUUUCACGGUUUUCAUCCCUGUACCAGGAGUCAGCCGGCUGUUGCUCUGGAAUUGGAGAGCAGGGCUUCUCGUCUACGACUCGAGCGACCAACAGUUCCCACUCGAAGCAUGUGGUUUCGAUAUGCUUCGGAGAGACGCAUUCAUCUUAGCGCGUGUGUCUGGAUUAGGGUGCAUUGAUGUAUACAGGUUCUCCCCAAUCGCUCCGCGCCUCCCACAGCGACUAGCAAGCCUGAGACUCCCAAGAAUCACCCAUAAUGCCGAUGUCAUGUCAGCCACUAUACACUCUGGGCAGUUUCAAAGCCGUCCUACCCAGGGCAAGCCGUUUAUGUCGGUGCCCGACUCACGCAUUCACGUUUUCUCCUUGAGUUACCGCCGUCGGAACCGCCUUCGUCCCUCUUCAUACCGCUUCUAUAACCUCUUUGUGCGCAGUGAAACCUUCCUGAAGUACACUGUCCUCGAGCCUGGAGUCGCGGCUAUAGGUAAAGUACCUGAUAUACCAUGGGGCCAAUGGGGCGAAUGUGAAACGCGAUUUAUGGGGGAACGCAUGCAUGAGACCUGGCCAAGGUACGCUCAUGGCCAUCGCGUCGUCUGCAAGUCGCAUGGUGCCACGAGUUUUGAGGUCCUCGAUUUCUCGAUUUCCAACCCUCAUCUGGCUCCUUCUUCGACUGUCACCGCGAACGGCACACGCCAGAGGCUCGGGGUCAACGAACCGACCGUCCUUCCUCCGGAGGGGAUCUUCCGACAGCGCAUAGUCACGCGCCUCCCCUUUCACAGCGCUUCGCGCUUGGUCCCGGAUGACUUUUCCCCAUACUUUAUGAUUGAUGAGGAUCGUCUUAUUGGAUAUCGUAAUUCGCCUCCAGGGACGCAAUUGCAAGUGUAUUACUUUUAG